GACAAAGAAGCAAGUGGCCCCAUGGGGAAAGGGGGUGAGAAAGGAGGGGAGUCGGGGGAGCCGGAGGCGCAGAUCCGCUUCUACACCUGGGAGGAGAUCCAGGAGCACAACCUGAGGACGGACAAGUGGCUGGUGAUAGAGCGAAAGGUUUAUAAUGUCACCAAGUGGGCAAACAGACACCCGGGGGGUCAACGAGUGAUCAGCCACUGCGCCGGCGAAGAUGCCACGGAUGCAUUCCAGGCCUUCCAUAUCAAUCCCGCCUUGGUGCAAAAGUUUCUCAAGCCGUUACUUAUUGGAGAGCUUGCUCCAGGGGAACCCAGCCAGGACCGAGAUAAAAACUCCCAGCUGGUGCAGGAUUUCCGGACCCUGAGGAAGACAGCAGAGGACAUGAACUUGUUCAGAGCAAAUCCUUUGUUCUUCUCUCUUUACUUGGGCCAUAUUAUUGCAAUGGAAGUUUUGGCUUGGUUAAUGGUUUCAUACUUUGGUACUGGCUGGAUCACAACUUUCAUCCUCGCCUGCAUCCUUACAACUUCCCAGGCCCAGGCAGGUUGGCUGCAACAUGAUUUUGGACACCUCUCUGUCUUUAAGAAGUCCUCCUGGAACCACAUCGUCCACAAGUUUGUCAUUGGACACCUGAAGGGUGCCUCUGCCAACUGGUGGAACCAUCGUCACUUCCAACACCACGCCAAGCCCAACAUAUUCAAGAAGGACCCAGAUGUGAACAUGCUGCAUAUUUUUGUCCUCGGAGAUACACAGCCUGUUGAGUAUGGCAAGAAGAAGCUGAAGUACCUGCCUUACAAUCACCAGCACGAGUACUUCUUCCUCAUCUUCCCGCCUCUGCUCAUCCCUGUGUAUUUCCAAAUCCAAAUCAUCUCGACCAUGAUCAGGCGCAGGUUCUGGGCGGACCUAGCCUGGGCCAUCAGCUACUACAUGCGCUACUUCAUCACAUACAUCCCAUUCUAUGGCGUUCUGGGAUCCCUGUCUCUCCUCACUUUUGUCAGGUUUCUGGAGAGUCACUGGUUUGUGUGGGUCACCCAGAUGAAUCACAUUCCAAUGGAAAUUGAUUGUGAGAAGCACAGAGACUGGCUUAGCUCUCAGGUGGCAGCCACUUGCAAUAUCGAGCAGUCCUUUUUCAACGACUGGUUCACUGGGCACCUGAAUUUUCAAAUCGAGCACCACCUGUUUCCAACAAUGCCACGGCACAACUUCUGGAAGGUGAAGCCUUUGGUGAAGUCAUUAUGUGCCAAGUAUGGAGUCCAAUAUGAAGAGAAGCCUCUUGGAAAAGCAUUCGUAGACAUUGUUGGGUCCCUAAAGAAAUCUGGAGAUCUAUGGCUGGAUGCUUACCUCCAUAAGUGAAGAUGAAUCUUAAUGGGGAGGUGUGAGUGACAGGGAGGGAUGG
Messenger RNA from Aptenodytes forsteri (emperor penguin), 1399 nucleotides. It is a transcript of the gene FADS2, whose product is annotated as fatty acid desaturase 2. Lineage: Eukaryota; Metazoa; Chordata; Aves; Sphenisciformes; Spheniscidae. The transcript is spliced from 12 exons. Gene Ontology annotation, molecular function: oxidoreductase activity, acting on paired donors, with oxidation of a pair of donors resulting in the reduction of molecular oxygen to two molecules of water. Gene Ontology annotation, cellular component: membrane. Bases 22 to 1356 code for a protein of 444 amino acids. Gene Ontology annotation, biological process: lipid metabolic process. The record is from RefSeq and is a predicted model, not a curated record.